AUGGAGGCGUACUGCAACACAGUGCGUCGCCUCGAGGACAAGCUCAACGGGCUCGAGCUCAACCACAUCGCGCGCAAGUACAACGAGGAAGCAGACCAGCUAGUCAAGAUCGCAUCCGGGCGGACCACCGUUCCCCCGAACGUCUUCACCCGCGACCUCGUUAAGCCGUCUGUCGACUUCAAGAACCCUGCAGAAGCCGUCGGGGCGGCGCCCAGACCCUCUGGGACUGCGACCACGGGGCCAUCGGCCGAGGACCCCUCGACGGAGGAGCCCGAGGCCAUGGACACUGACUUCGAGACCUCCUCUGUGGAUGAGGCUGAAGCAAUGGAGAUCGACGAGGCCCCGCCACCGCGAGAUUGGUGCAUCCAGUACCUUGACUGGAUGAUUCGAGGGGUAUUACCCUCGGACCGUGCUCAGACACGGCGCAUCGCUAGGCGGGCCAAGUCAUUCGUUCUGAUCGACGACGAGCUGUAUAAGCGCAAUCCCUCGGGCGUUCUGCAAUGA
This is a messenger RNA of Panicum virgatum (switchgrass), 504 nucleotides long. RefSeq lists its product as uncharacterized. The coding region runs from base 1 to 504 and encodes 167 amino acids. Lineage: Eukaryota; Viridiplantae; Streptophyta; Magnoliopsida; Poales; Poaceae. The transcript has a single exon. The record is from RefSeq and is a predicted model, not a curated record.